Messenger RNA from Aspergillus candidus, 2157 nucleotides. Its product is annotated as putative pyridine nucleotide-disulfide oxidoreductase. Lineage: Eukaryota; Fungi; Ascomycota; Eurotiomycetes; Eurotiales; Aspergillaceae. The coding region runs from base 490 to 2157 and encodes 555 amino acids. Gene Ontology annotation, molecular function: NADH dehydrogenase activity. The record is from RefSeq and is a predicted model, not a curated record. The transcript has a single exon.
CGACAGGUCAUCUGCAUCCGACUUGAAUCCGACUCCCAACCCGAACUCUCUCCGACUUCUCGAAUCUUUCCACCCGUGGAUUCCCGUAAUUAUUCUCUCCUGAAUCCGAUGCGCUUACAUGUGCCUGGAAUCACAGCUGAAAGUUGAGAUAAUCACAUUGGCUAUCAUCUAUCCGCCCCCUUCCGACGCGACUCGUGUUCUCGGCGGGUCUCGGAGUGAGAUGCCUCGUGGACGGUGAUAUCGGCAUGUGGAUCACAUAUUACCUCCGUUGACCCGGAAAUGCACUGGAUUAGCGAUAUCCUGUCUUUGUAUGGCUUUGUAUGGCUCUUUAUAGAUUUUUUUUCUGGUUCUGCUGUUUUCUGGUUGUGCUGUUUUCCCGAGCGUGAUGUCAUGAUGACCCGCUGGCCGAUGACAGACAUGACAGACUGAACUACAAAAGGUCAACUCUUCCCUAAAAUUACUUGUGAUGAAGCUCUCUUUACCCUCGCGAUGCCAGCCUUAAUCCCCGUUCGGGGUCUGUCGCAAGCCGGGCGACAGACGAUACGUCGCACACGGCCAGCACUACGACUUCAACCCCAUCGAUCCCUCGCCACCCGAGUCGAACACUCGACAGCCAUCCCCAGCGCCAACCAACAGAAGAAAGAGCGCGUCGUCAUCCUCGGAUCCGGCUGGGGCGGGUAUGGCGUCUCGCGCAAACUGGACCCCCAAAAAUUCUCUCCCAUCGUCAUCUCCCCCCGAUCCUACUUCGUCUUCACCCCGCUCCUGACCGAGACAGCCAGCGGCUCGCUGGACUUCUCCAACAUCGUCGAGCCCGUGCGCGACCCAACCGCCCAGAUCGACUUCAUCCAGGCCGCAGCACGCUCCAUCGACCUCGAUCGCAAGGUCAUCCGCUGCGAAUCGACUGUCGUCCGCAGCGGCGUGACAGAGACCUCGCGCGAGCACACGGACGAGAAACAGAAUGUCGCUCACCCGGCCCCCUCUCCCGCAUGGUGGGAACAAGGCGAGAUGUUCGACGUGCCCUACGACCGACUCGUCAUCGCCGUCGGCGCCGUUAGCAAAACGUUCAACACGCCCGGUGUGCGCCAGAACGCCUUCUUCUUCAAGGACAUCGGUGACUCGAAGCGCGUCAAGCGUCGGGUGCGCGAGUGCUUCGAGCUGGCUGUGCUGCCGACCACAACGCCCGACAUGCGGCGGUGGCUGCUGCACUUUUCUAUCGUGGGCGCCGGCCCCACGGGCACCGAGCUGGCUGCCCACCUCCGCGACUUCAUCUACUCCGACCUCAUCCAGCUGUACCCGACGCUCAAGGGGAUCCCGCGUAUCACGCUGUAUGACGUCGCGCCGACCGUGCUGUCCAUGUUCGACAAGUCGCUGUCGCGCUAUGCCAUGGACACUAUGCGCAAGGAGGGCAUCGAGAUCAAGACCUCCCACCACGUGAAGAGCCUCCGCUGGGGAGAACCGGGCCAGCAGCCCCCGCACCAUAUGGACCCCAAGCGGUGUCUGACGCUGAGCACGGAGGAAGAAGGCGAGGUCGGUGUGGGGAUGUGCGUGUGGGUGACGGGCAACACUAUGAAUAAGCUGGUCCGGACGGGUCUCGACGAGGUCCCUUCAUUCCCGACCCGGUCCGCGCAAAUGAAAGACGGGAAGGCCCUCCCCGCGGCGUCCCCCGCGGAAUCUUCCGCAGAGCAGAACUCCGGCUGGCACGUCAAGAAAGCCCCCAAGGUCGGCGCCCUCCUCGUCGACGGCCAGCUGCGGGUACAGCUCGAGCGACCGGACGGCACGACCGCCGUGCUUCAAGACGUCUACGCCCUAGGCGACAACGCCAUGCUCGAGACGGGCGCGCCGCCCGCAACAGCGCAGGCCACCUUCCAAGAAGCCAAGUGGCUGGCGGCGCGGCUCAACGCGGGCGAUUUGGCGCAGUCGGCGCCAUUUUCUUUCCAGAAUAUGGGCACGCUGGCGUAUAUCGGCGACGCGCGGGCGCUGAUGCAGCUGCCCGAGCAGGUGGGCAAGUACCUGCCUGGACAGCUGACGGGGCGGAUGGCGUCGCUGGUGUGGAACUCGGCGUACUUGACGAUGAGCAUCAGCUGGCGGAAUAAGUUGCGGGUGGGGUUCCGGUGGCUGUUGAAUAGAUUGUUUGGGAAGGAUGUGUCGCGGUUUUAA